AUGGACAACGAGCAAUCAACAAAUACAUCGGCAGUUCCAGAAAGUGCAGAAGGUCGUCGACGUAUCAAUAUCCAACAAAUACAAAAUGUUCUACUAAUCUGGUUAGACAGUAACAUUGAUGAAACAAAUGAUGAUUGCCAAAGUACAAUCACAGAAUUACGACGUGUUGUUAACGACAUUAAUACAUAUACAAACAGUGAUCAAUGCCUUGAAUUCAUUCAAACAGUCAUCAACAAAAAGGUAUGCAUGGUUAUAUCUGGAUCACUUGGACAACAUAUUGUACCUCGUGUGCACAAUAUGUCUCAAGUGGAUUCAAUAUUUAUCUUCUGUAUCAAUAAAAAAUAUCAUGAACAAUGGGCCAAAGAUUGCCCCAAAAUAAAGGGUGUCUUCGCGGAUAUUACACCCAUCUGUGAAGGACUCAAGAAAGCUGCUCAUCAAUGUGAACAGAAUGCUAUUUCCAUGAGUUUCGUGGAAACAAAUAAAAAGUUGGAUCAAUUAGACCCUUCUUUUAUGUACACCCAAAUCAUGAAAGAAAUCUUAUUAACCAUCACAUUCAAACAAAACCACAUCCAAGAUUAUUUUGGUUACUGUCGUGAUGCUUUUGCCGACAACAAAGAAGAAAUGGUUAAUAUUGAACGAUUAGAAAGCCAAUACCCCAAGAAAACACCCAUUUAUUGGUACACCUGCCAAAUGUUCUUGUAUCCCAUGCUCAAUCGUGCAUUACGAUUGAUGAAUGGUGAUAUCAUUACACGUAUGGGUUUUUUCAUUAGCGAUCUUCAUCGACAAAUUAAACAACUGCACAAAAAACAAUAUGCUGGUACAACUACUGCUAACACCUUCACCGUUUAUCGUGGUCAAGGUUUAUCUACAGGUGAUUUUGAACAAAUGAUGAAAAUCAAAGGUGGUCUUAUUUCAUUCAACAAUUUCUUAUCUACUAGUACUGCUCGGAAUAUUUCACUGGAUUUUGCUCAAGAUGCUACAACAAAUCCAGAUCAAGUCGGAGUACUUUUUAUCAUGAAAAUUAAUCCUGCUCAAUCAACAACACCAUUUGCUUCAAUUGCUGGCAUUAGCAAGUUCCAAGGAGAAGAAGAAGUCUUAUUCUCGAUGCAUAGCGUCUUCCGUAUCCAGGAUAUUAAAUUGAUGGGUGGAAAUAAUCGUUUAUUUGAAGUUCAUUUGACACUUACUGCAGACAACGAUCCAGAAUUGAGCAGACUUACUGAUUACAUUCGAAAACAGAGUUUUCCAGACAGUGAAGCAUGGUACAGAUUGGGUAUGGUAUUACGCAAAAUGGGUCAACUUGAUAAAGCUGAAGACAUUUAUGACAUUUUACUUCGUCAAACCAAAGAUGAUGAAGAUAAGGCACCUAUUUAUCAUCAACUUGGUACGAUCAAAUAUGAUCAAGGAAAAUAUCACGAAGCACUUAAAUUCUAUGAAACAUCACUUGCUAUUUAUCAAAAAACUCUUUCUACCAAUCAUCCUAGCUUGGCUGCUUCCUACAACAAUAUUGGUUUAGUGCAUAACAGCAUGGGUAGUUAUCCUAAAGCACUUUCAUCUCAUGCAAAAGCCCUUGAAAUCAAACAAAAAUCACUUCCUCCCAAUUAUCCUGAUUUGGCUGAUUCAUACAAUAACAUUGGUACAGUACAUGCCAAGAUGGGUAAUUAUCCUAAAGCACUUUCAUAUCAUGAAAAAGCCCUUGAAAUUCGAGAACAAUCACUUCCCUUCAAUCAUCCUGAUUUGGCUGCUUCGUACAAUAAUAUUGGUACUGUCCAUAACAAAAUGGGUAAUUAUCCUGACGCACUUUCUUAUCAUGAAAAAUCUUUUGAAAUCAAACAAAAAUCACUUCCUCCUGAUCAUCCUAGUUUAGCACAAUCCUACAAUAACAUCAGUUUAGUGCAUUACAACAUGGGUAAUUAUCCAGCAGCAUUUUCAUCUCAUGAAAAAGCCCUUAAAAUUCGAGAACAAUCACUUCCCUUCAAUCAUCCUGAUUUAGCUGAUUCCUACAACAACAUUGGUGAAGUGCAUGCCAAGAUAGAUAAUUAUUCAGAAACAUUAUCAUUUUACAAAAAAGCCCUUAAGAUUCGAGAACAAUCACUUCUCUCCAAUCAUCCUGAUUUGGCUAUAUCCUACAACAACAUUGGUGAAAUGUAUGUCAAGAUGGGUCAUUAUCCAAAAGCACUUCUAUUUUAUGAAAAAGCCUUUAAAAUUAGACAGCAAUCACUUCCUCCCAAUCAUCCUGAUUUAGCUAUAUCCUACAACAACAUUGGUGAAGUGUAUGUCGAAAUGGAUUAUUAUUCGGAAGCACUUCCAUUUUAUGAAAGAGCUCUUGAAAUUCGACAAGGAUCACUCCCUCCCAAUCAUCCUGAUUUGGCUAUAUCCAACAACAACAUUGGUGAAGUGUAUGUCAAGAUGGGUCAUUAUCCAAAAGCACUUCCAUUUUAUGAAACAGCCCUUGUUAUCAAACAACAAAUCCUUCUUCCGAAUCAUCUCGAUCUGGCUUCUUUCUACAACAACAUUGGUAAUGUGCAUUACAACAUGGGUAAUUAUUCGAAAGCACUCCCAUGUUAUGAAAUAGCUCUUGAAAUCAAACAAAAAACCCUUCCUCCCAAUCAUCUCGAUUUGGCUUCUUCCUACAACAACAUUAGUAAUGUGUAUUACAACAUGGGUAAUUAUCUGGAAGCACUUUCUUAUUCUGAAAAAGCCCGUGAAAUUGAACAAGAAUCACUCCCUCGCAAUCAUCUUGAUUUGACUUCUUCCUAG
Molecule: messenger RNA, 2757 nt
Organism: Adineta steineri
Lineage: Eukaryota; Metazoa; Rotifera; Eurotatoria; Adinetida; Adinetidae
Source: the annotation of a GenBank genome assembly